AACACCUCCAAACGCUCUUGCUCCUGAUAUCCACCUACCGAUCCUUCCUUGCGAUCUCACUCCCAAAUUACUGCUCUAUCCGACGAAACGAUUGCGUAGACCGAAGGAACUCGUCCAGCUCACAGUCAAAAUGGAUCUUUCUAAUAUCUUUCGACUUGUCAACAUCGCCGUUGGCGUGAUUAUGGUUCUGGGCGGUAUCUCCCAAUUCUUCCCUCCGUCCAUGAGCUCCAUCAUUGUUGGUGCAUAUGUGAUUAUCUUUGGUCUCCUUGUCGCUGGGCUGGAAUUCCUGCCCAACGUCCCGGAUUAUGUCUACCGCUAUGCUUCUUUCCUGUUCUCCUUCCUUGGCCGCGGUAUCUUCUAUAUCUUCGUUGGUUCGAUCCUGCUGCACGACCACGUGUUGCGCUACAUCGCUGGCUCUAUCGUCGGAUUCAUCGGCCUGGGUUACUUGGCCCUGGAGUUCAUCCCCUCGAUUGAACCCCCCUCAAACAUGCGCGAGAGCGACCAGGGCUGGGGUGCUGAGCAGGUUUAAAUGCGGCCGAUAAACGUUUGGUCCGGUGACGGGGCAGUAGCAUAGCGUACGGUUUAGAUCGGCUUACGCCGAUUGAUAUUCGCCAUGUAGCC
Messenger RNA from Aspergillus pseudonomiae, 621 nucleotides. RefSeq names its product TVP15 family protein. The coding region runs from base 131 to 529 and encodes 132 amino acids. Lineage: Eukaryota; Fungi; Ascomycota; Eurotiomycetes; Eurotiales; Aspergillaceae. Gene Ontology annotation, biological process: vesicle-mediated transport. The record is from RefSeq and is a predicted model, not a curated record. The transcript is spliced from 4 exons. Gene Ontology annotation, cellular component: Golgi membrane.